AUGGCGAAAUCAAAGGCCGCGAAGAAGCGCAAGCAGAAUGCGCAGGACGAGCUCCCACGCAAAGCUCCGAAGACCGCAGCGACGACAAUCACACCACCUGACAGUGACGACAACACCACCUCAAACCUCGAGCCCAAGAGCCUCCAGACAGUCAUAUCAGACGAGGAGCUCGACAUCGCCAUUGACACUCUUAACACCCUUGCCAAAUACCCGAACCUUAUCAAAUCGAAGCAAUGCCGAGAUCUUCGCGUUGCCGUCUAUGACUUUCGCCAGAACUGCCCCAGUGGCGUCAACAAUGCCCCUGGUACGAAUCUUGGUCUCACAGCACGAAUCACCGGCGCCCUCACCGACGAGAAGUACGACGAUGCGAGAGUCCUGCUAUCCGAAAUGAGAAUCCGCGGCCAGGAACCGAAGCUAGGAGCGCUCUGUCGCUGGGUACGAGACCUGGACGUCAUCAGUGGUCUUUCCACUUUGCCGGAAGGGGAGGGCGAAGGAGUUGCUAUCCAGAGAACAGAGAGAGACAAGCAACGUCUCCUGGUUCUCGACGCCGUCUUGCGAGCCUGCGGCCACUCCGACAGCAACCCUAAGGCCACGCCCCUUCCCCUCUCUUCAACACCCGGAAUCGCGUUGCAGGACACCUGGGAUCUCCGCCCCGCCACGCCAUCACUCCAGGUAUACGCCUCUGUUCUCGACAAGACCAUAUUCGAAUCGGCACCGGCCAAUCUGGCAGCGUCUCUUCGCGUCAUUGAACGAACUCCCGGUCCGCUUCGGAAGCCGCCCAAUCACCACGACGCACUCCUUUACACGACCGCGCUGAACACGAUACCCCUGGUCGAUGAAAGGCCACCAGUAACAGCACACGCACAUCCCGUUGUACCAGGGCUCAGCCUCUUCAAGGACGUUCUUUCCGUAGACGAGUGCAAAGCAAUCAUAACUGCCGGCGAGACAGUCAACUUUCUCCCGGAUGCCCCUCUUCGCGAAGAUGGGGACAUCAGCAUUCUUGCUCACAACUUCUACUGGGUUGUCGACACCACUUUCCACGAUGCCUUGUGGUCCAGAGUUUCGUCAUUUGUUCCCCAGUCAGUCGACGGACGAAUGGUCCGCGGCCUCAAUCGACGGUUCCGCGUGUACCGCUACGUCCCCGGAGCCGAAUACCGUGCGCAUAUUGACGGCGCCUGGCCGCCUUCUGGCAUCCUUCCCGACGAUACAUAUGUCUACGAUUCAUCGCCUGAGGAGAAGAGGCAGAGCUCACUGUUCACUUUCCUCAUCUACUUGAACGACGAGUUUGAAGGCGGCGAGACAACGUACUUCCUCCCAGCAGCGCGGGAGGGUACGCUGAAUGCGUACCCGGUGCGACCGGUCAUGGGCGGAGUCGCCGUCUUUCCACAUGGAGAUGCAAAGGGUGCCCCACUUCACGAGGGUACUGGUGUGAGGCAAGGUGCCAAGUACGUGAUCAGGACGGAAGUUGAGUACGACGUUAAGCCAUCUGAGGAGGCAUGA
Colletotrichum phormii is the source of this 1500-nucleotide messenger RNA. RefSeq names its product prolyl 4-hydroxylase. Gene Ontology annotation, biological process: peptidyl-proline hydroxylation to 4-hydroxy-L-proline. Lineage: Eukaryota; Fungi; Ascomycota; Sordariomycetes; Glomerellales; Glomerellaceae. The coding region runs from base 1 to 1500 and encodes 499 amino acids. The transcript has 2 exons. Gene Ontology annotation, molecular function: L-ascorbic acid binding; procollagen-proline 4-dioxygenase activity; iron ion binding. The record is from RefSeq and is a predicted model, not a curated record. Gene Ontology annotation, cellular component: endoplasmic reticulum.